AUGGAAAAAAAAAAUCUUCCUUCCACAACUGGCAUACCUUCCUUCAAAANGUUAGAAUUACUUAAUCAGCUUGAUGGUUUUAGCAGUGAUGACAGGAUUAAGGUGAUAGCAGCAACAAAUCGUGCAGAUAUUCUUGACCCCGCCCUUAUGCGUUCUGGUCGAUUGGAUCGUAAAAUUGAGUUUCCACACCCAAGUGAAGAAGCAAGAGCCCGUAUUCUCCAGAUCCAUUCAAGGAAGAUGAAUGUUCAUCCAGAUGUGAACUUUGAAGAACUCGCACGGUCCACGGAUGAUUUCAAUGGAGCACAACUGAAGGCUGUCUGUGUUGAGGCUGGCAUGUUGGCUCUACGCCGUGACGCAACUGAGGUGAACCAUGAGGACUUUAAUGAAGGUAUUAUUCAAGUCCAAGCAAAGAAGAAAGCAAGCCUGAAUUAUUAUGCAUAGGCGGGAUGUGGAACAAGCUAUUUUUCAGUUUACAGCGAUCUAUUGAGAUAUCUCGAGCCAAUGGAAAACCUAUGUGGAUGUUUGGCAUUUAUUAUCUUUCUCUUAUUCUUUUGUCAAUUUGUAGCCGUAUGAUAUAAACCUAUAGCAUGCUAUAAUCAUCGUAUCUUUUAAAAAUA
Messenger RNA from Vigna umbellata (rice bean), 617 nucleotides. NCBI's taxonomy places the organism in Eukaryota, Viridiplantae, Streptophyta, Magnoliopsida, Fabales, Fabaceae. The record is from RefSeq and is a predicted model, not a curated record.